This is a messenger RNA of Coccinella septempunctata (seven-spotted ladybird), 1040 nucleotides long. RefSeq lists its product as uncharacterized. The record is from RefSeq and is a predicted model, not a curated record. NCBI's taxonomy places the organism in Eukaryota, Metazoa, Arthropoda, Insecta, Coleoptera, Coccinellidae. The transcript has a single exon. Bases 90 to 920 code for a protein of 276 amino acids.
CAGUGCCCCCCUUUUAUUAGCAGAAACUGUUUUCAAAAUCGAAAUGUCAACGAUAACCUAUUGGAAAGACAUUUCGACAAAAUUACAAAAUGUCUAAACGUUCAAAAAAAUCCAAUAAAUAUCCCGCCAAUUCGUUAUUAUUACCUGAUAUCACUGUGAAACCUUUGAACCGAGAAGGAGCCUCCAAAUUGAAAGCGAGCAAUUCCGAGAACAAUCUGAAGAAAAGCAAGCCAUUGAAACCGUCCCUCUCGAUAAAAUCUUUGAGUGUGAAUCAGAAAUACGCCAAGACAAAAAGUGGUAAUAACUUAGAUAACGACAAUCUUACAAAUUUUCAGGAUUUGAAUAUUAACAACGAAUCGGACGACUUCGACUGUUCUUCGAACUUAUUGAGGGCUAAAGAUAGUUUGGAGAAUUUAAUCAAAACCGAGAGAUUCCUGGAAAACCCCGAGCUGAAUAUAGGAUGUCCAUCAACCUCUUCAUCGCCUGAUACCUUAUCCCCUCGUUCGUUGCCGGCCCUGAAUGAAAGCACAAAAUCGACGGUUGCAUCAAAAUCUUCAGCAUGGGAAUCUAACGAGAAAAUGACGAAAUGUCGUAGAUCGAAGGAGAGGAAAAAAAAGGGCGGGAAAACGGUGGAAGCGAUAAGUGUUAAAUUACCGAAAUGUGAUAAUAGAGAUUUCAAAUCGGGAGACGAUGAGAAGGCGGCAUCAUCACCGUCAACUUCUCAUCUUUCGGGUGAUAAUUUCGCUUAUGUUGCUUACGAACCGAAGACGAGCAGAUCUGUUGUUUUCACCAAUGAAGUUAUGGUGGUUUACUUCAAUGGCGAGCACGUGGUGAGCGAGGCCAAGGAGCCAUUGAAAAAGGAACUCGAACAACAAGUUAGAAAUAAAGAGAUGAGAAAAGGACAUCUCCUCUACAAUUAAUUAUUUGUUUGUUUGCCAAUAAUGUCCAACAUUUGUGCGCAUCUUUCACCAUUCGCCAUAUUCUUUCCAUGGGUUCAAAUUAAGAAUACAAUUACAUCUAAAUUGAAAUAGUAUUUUUCA